Molecule: messenger RNA, 3165 nt
Organism: Tarenaya hassleriana
Lineage: Eukaryota; Viridiplantae; Streptophyta; Magnoliopsida; Brassicales; Cleomaceae
Exons: 20
Coding region: 398-2761 (787 amino acids)
Source: RefSeq, a predicted model, not a curated record
CAAAGCGACAAUAACCUGAGAGAGACAUCAGAGGAGAAAGAAACUGACCGUCGCUUUUUCUUCGGUUCCUUCAUUCUUCCUUCGCCGCCUUCGUCAAUCAAUCUUUUACCAGACCGAAGGAUAACCUUCCCUGUUCAUGGAGGAAAAAGUUUCUGGAUCUUUCGUCUUCUCCAUAACCAAGUGACUUUUUGUGUCUGGGUCUUUCUCCCGUUGAUGUUGAAGCAGAGCUUCGGGGUUCUUAUGGCUGCUUAAGCAUGUCGUGUACCUCUCUCUCUCUCUCUCUCUCUCUCUCUCUCUAGAUCAUCUUUUCUUUUGUAAAGAGUCCUUGAAAUUAUCGGUGUUUGUGACCGAGAAGUGUGUGGAACUUUCUAGGAAUCCUUCUUGGUGAAGUAGAAAUAUGGCCAAGAACGAGGAAGAGACCGGUAGCCCAGGCUGGGGUGCUUCUUUUUUCAUUCAGACAAGAGGUGAUGUUGCAAAGGCUGCUGCCACUGGAAUCAUCUCACCAAGGCCUUCUGUUGUUUUUUCUUCCAAAGACGAUGGCGGUGAUAGUCCUUUGCAAAGAUUGCAGAGGCAGGUUGCAAAAGUGCUUAAAGGCUUCUAUGAAACUCCAGAAACAAAGAAUAUAGUAUACAAUCCAGAGGUUUUAACCAGUCAGAAGCGUCAGUGGGCAAAGUUUCAGUUGCAAUAUUUGGAUCAUAAAUCAUUGAAAGAUCCAUCAAGGCUUUUCGAGAGUAUGGUAGUGGUUGGACUUCAUCCUAAUUGUGAUAUUCGAGCACUUGAAAGGCAGUACAUUGCACGGAAAUCUGAAGGAUCUGGGAAAUUCCGAAAUGCACUGUCAUCUCAGAAUCAUUCCCGUGUAGAACCUAGCCUUGAACCUCAGGUCUUACUUGUAUACCCUCCCGAUAAGCAGCUUCCACUUAAAUACAAGGAUCUCCUUUCAUUUUGCUUCCCUGGAGGCACAGAGGUUUAUGCUGUAGAGAGAACUCCUUCAAUGAGUGAAUUGAAUGAGGUCAUUCUUAGUCAGGAACGGCUUAGACCUAGUGACCUUUCAUUUGUAUUUAGGUUACAGGUUGCCGAUAAUUCAACUUUGUAUGGAUGCUGCAUACUGGUUGAAGAAAUAGUAAACAGACCCUCCAGAUUGCUUUCCACAGUUUUAGAGAAGGAACCUGCUUCCUCAUCAUUAAGCCGUCAUAUGCUGACAACACGCCGAUGCUAUUGCCUCCUAACUAGGCUGCCCUUUUUUGAACUGCAUUUCGGUGUAUUAAAUAGCAUCUUUACGGAAGAAAGGCUAGAGCGAUUGAUGAGUGGCAUCAAUGAUAUAGCUUUUGAGCCCUCAAUGGACGAUGGAGAAAGCUUUAAUGUCAUAUCACCUGAGCAAAGAGAUGCUGGUGAUACACAUGCAGAAACUGAAAAUACAGCUUCAGAAAUUCAUGAAGCUGAUGAAGUGUCAGAUAAUGGGACUUGCGUGGAGAAUCAGAAGGUUGGAGCCAACUUGGGUUCGCCGAAACGAAAUGCUGAUGAUGUGUCUGAUCUUGUGGUGACAACGAAAACUGAAUCGUGUUUCAUAGACUCAGUAGACAAAGUUGUCGUAGCUGAUGAUUCUUCAUCAAAUAUUAAGCAAGGAAGGGAAAGUGGUUUAUCUGAUACUGGUCCACUGCUCUGGUGCCCUUAUUUGGAUGAAAGCUCUGAUUCUGGUUCUAGCUUUCAGGCUUCCCCUUGUGAAGGAAGGCAUUUUAGGACUGAUGCAGAUGACACUGAGACAGAUGAAACAUCCUUCUCUGGCCAGGAAGACUCAAGCUGUAAUAUUGAUAUCCUUGAGUGGGCAAAGGCAAAAAAGAAUGGGUCAUUACAGAUACUGUGUGAAUAUUACCAAUUACAGUGCCCCACUAGGGGCUCAACACUUACAUUUCACCCGCUGGAGCAUCUUCAUCCAUUGGAAUAUCGUAGACCCGAUGAAACAGUCCUGCAUACUGCUGGAUCAACCAUCGACCUACGCUCAUGUAGCACUAGUCUAGAACUCACAGAGGCGCACACUGCGCUCAUGGCUGAGGAAGAAGCAGCUGCACUAUCAACAUGGGCUGUCGCUUCGUUGUGUGGAUCACUGCGGCUUGACAAUGUGCUGACAGUGCUCACCAGUGCAUUGCUUGAGAAGCAGAUUGUUUUUAUUUGCUCUAAUUUGGGAGUCUUAUCUGCCUCGGUCUUAUCAAUUAUCCCUCUCAUCCGUCCGUAUCAGUGGCAGAGCCUUUUAAUGCCUGUUUUGCCAGAUGAUAUGCUGGAAUUUUUGGAUGCCCCAGUCCCUUACGUAGUUGGUGUAAAGAAUAAAACGAGUGAAGUUCAAUCAAAGCUAGCCAAUGUUAUUGUUGUGGAUGUUAACAAGAACCAGAUUAAGUCACCAUCUAUCCCUCAGCUGCCUCAGUAUCGAGAGUUAUAUAGUGCACUAAGUCCUUAUCAUGCAAAGCUCGUUGGUGAAAGCUACCUAGCAAAGAAAAGGCCAGUAUAUGAGAGCACAGAUGUGCAGGUGGAGGCUGCAAAAGGCUUCCUGCGCGUGCUAAGGUCAUACCUUGAUUCUCUUUGCUCCAACCUGCGGUCUCACACCAUUACAAAUGUACAAUCCAAUAAUGAUAAGGUAUCUCUUCUGUUUAAGGAAAGUUUCAUUGACUCAUUCCCUAGCCGCCAUCGCUCGUUCAUGAAGCUUUUCGUGGACACACAACUCUUCUCUGUACACACGGAUCUCGUUCUUUCCUUCAUACAGAAGCUGUAAACUUCCAUAAAGAAGUGCUGGUAAGAAGAAAGUUACUCUGGUCUGAUGUAACACAAAGUUUCAGUCUCCACACCAUGCAAAAUAGGCUUGACCGCGUGGUACUGUUAAAAUUAAAAGGGUUGAAUGAAAACAGAGCUUGCACUAUAUUGUAUCUGUCACAAACUAUUUGUAAGAAUUUCUGAGAUUAGAAUCUAUUGAAGGAAGAGUCGACCAGAUAAAUACUUGAAUGAGGAAGCAAGGGGGCUGGUUUGCCGUAUAGGACAUCAAUGGAAACCUUAGAGAAUGCAGGUUAUACUUUGCAGAGGUUGUUGGUGAUUAUCUGAAGUUGGGUUUGUCCAAAACUAGACAAAGAAGCAAGAACAACUCAGUUUCCUGCAUUUCCAAGCCCCUCCUUGAGGAUUAAG